Solea solea (common sole) is the source of this 3012-nucleotide messenger RNA. RefSeq names its product solute carrier family 13 member 2-like. Lineage: Eukaryota; Metazoa; Chordata; Actinopteri; Pleuronectiformes; Soleidae. Gene Ontology annotation, molecular function: transmembrane transporter activity. The transcript has 13 exons. The coding region runs from base 83 to 1891 and encodes 602 amino acids. Gene Ontology annotation, cellular component: membrane. The record is from RefSeq and is a predicted model, not a curated record. Gene Ontology annotation, biological process: monoatomic anion transmembrane transport.
CUUACAUGAUAUCACGGUGUCACUAAUAUUUUUUUCUCAUUGAUGCUCGCGUGCCUUGGAUGUCUAUCACACCUGCUUCAUCAUGGCUGGAUUUUUCAGAUCGCUGUGGAGGUAUAGGGAUUACAUCGUGAUUGUUCUGACGCCUAUCCUGCUUCUGCCGCUGCCACUGGUCAUCCCGACUUCAGAAGCAAAAUGUGGCUAUGUGAUAAUCCUCAUGGCACUGUACUGGUGCACAGAGUGUAUCCCCCUGGCUGUGACCGCCCUCCUGCCCGUCAUCCUCUACCCCAUGAUGGGCAUCAUGGAAGCAAGCGAGGUUUGUAUCCAGUACCUGAAAGACUCCAACAUGCUCUUCAUCGGUGGCCUGCUGGUGGCUAUAGCUGUUGAGCACUGGAACCUACACAAGAGAAUCGCCCUAAAAGUCCUGCUCAUUGUUGGGGUGAAGCCAUCGCUGCUGAUGAUUGGCUUCAUGAGCACCACAGCCUUUCUGUCCAUGUGGAUCAGUAACACGGCGUCUACAGCCAUGAUGCUGCCCAUCGCCAACGCCGUGCUGCAGCAGCUGUCUGACACGGAAGCCAGAUCGGAAGAGAGGGAAAUGAUCGAGGGUGUGGACAACCAUGGCAUUGAAAUUAACGAAUACGUAGAAAUUAACGACAAAGUAAAAGGAAACACCGAUGAGGAUUACACCAAAGACUUAAAGGAGUUCAAAGAGAAUAAUGUCACUUCAAGUCCCGGCUCUGACCCUGCAGAGGUCCGUGACAGGAGUCCAGAGCAUGAGCAGCGACGACUCAAGAGGGAGGAGCGAUAUCUGAAGCUGUCGAAAGGCAUGAGCCUGUGUGUGUGUUAUGCCGCCAGCAUCGGCGGGACGGCCACCCUCACCGGAACCACGCCCAAUGUCAUCCUCAUGGGCCAGAUGAAUGAACUCUUUCCAGGAAAUGGAGGAAUAAUCAAUUUUGCAAGUUGGUUCGGUUUCGCCUUCCCCAACAUGUUGCUAAUGCUCAUUCUGUCUUGGCUGUGGCUGCAGAUCAUCUUUUUGGGUUUCAACAUGAAAAAGUCGUUUGGAUGUGGCACAAACAAUGCCAGUGACAGGGAAGCUUAUCAGGUGAUCAAGGACGAGUACAAGAGUUUGGGCCCGAUGAGCUUCGCCGAGGGCUGCGUGCUGUUUAACUUUACGUUGCUUGUGCUUCUGUGGUUCACAAGGGAGCCUGGGUUCAUUCCAGGCUGGGCAACUGUGCUCUUCAACCAAGAAAAGACGUAUGUUACAGAUGGAACUGUGGCCAUAUUUAUGUCAACUCUGUUCUUCUGCAUCCCAUCGAAAAUACCCACAUGCUCGGGGAGGUCCCGGGACGAUGCACCCGCCGAAGCUCCUACAGCUCUGCUUACGUGGGAUGUCGUCCAUGAAAAGUUUCCUUGGAACAUCCUCUUACUUCUGGGCGGAGGUUUUGCAUUGGCCCACGGAAGUGAGAAAUCUGGACUUUCUAGUUGGAUGGGGGAAAUGCUGGUGCCACUGGAGAGCAUCCCUCCUUUUGCCAUCUCCAUCGUGCUUUGUCUGCUGGUGGCCAUGUUCACCGAAUGUUCCAGUAACACCGCCACCACCACACUCUUUCUGCCCAUACUGGCCUCCAUGUCGACUGCCAUUCAGAUCCACCCGCUGUACGUCAUGUUUCCCUGCACCAUCUCUGCCUCGCUGGCCUUUAUGCUGCCCGUGGCCACUCCACCUAAUGCCAUUGCCUUCUCUUAUGGCAACCUGAAAGUUAUUGACAUGGCCAAGACUGGAUUCAUUCUGAACUUUGUUGGAGUCAUAACCGUCAACAUUGCCAUUAACACAUGGGGUGUGGCGAUGUUCGAUCUCAACACCGUUCCCUCUUGGAUUAAUGGCACUGCAACUCCCUGAAAACGCAGGAGGAAAAUAGGGAAAUGAACAAUAUCUGCUUAUUUAUCAGGAUUCCACCACUGGAGGACUUGGCUAGCAGGUGUUUUACUAUUUUAUAUUAGAUGCUCCCAUUUAUAUUUCAGCCAGUGUAGCCUGAUGUUCACCUAGGCCUGUCCUUGAAGGCUGAUACAAGCUUCUUCUCUGCAGCUUUCUGUCUUACAUCGUGCCUCACAAUGUGACAGGGCUCAGAAAACCAGCUGCAGACAAAGGAGCACCUCCUGUUCAUGUGUUGACUGAACUGAGGUUAAGUUUCUUUUUUGAUAAAUCAUCUCGUGGAGUCAAAAAAACAACAGACCAGAACUUGUGAUUUUUAUUCACUCUCAAGACGUUAAAACAAUUGUUCUUACAUGAAAAAAAAAAACUUAGCUUUCUGUAUAAAAAAAAAAAAAAAUGUUGUUUGGUGUUGUGAGUUCAUAGCAUUUGUAAUAAAGCGUUACUCUUUACUAAUAUAAUAAAUGUUAUCAAAAAAAUGGUUGUGAUGAUAUUAAAGGGAUAUUUCUGUCUUUUGAAGAAUAGUUCUAUGAGGUCUUAUACACAGCUGACUGCACUGUGCAUGCCCUCAGAAUUAAGGAUUUGAAACACAGAAGUCAUAAAAUAACACAUUUGAACUUACAGUCAUGCAAAAUGAACUUUGGUUCUGGAUAAGCUAGAAUCUCCUUGUCUUCCUUGGUGUGCUCGGUGAAGUCAGUGCUGAUAAUAUGUCAGUAUUUUACACAAGCACACCUCAAAAACCCCAAACCGACCCUUUAAACUUUUGGACAGGUACAUGAAGUGUUUUUUGAUAUUGAUUAAAGUCUUUGGUUGGGGUUGGUAUAUCUGCUACAUUCCACAGGAGGUCAAAAGAGUAAGCAGAUAUAAAAUCAAAAAGGUUUCUGUUGAAUGCAGAGACCGUUCCUCCGGUAAAGACUGAAAAGCGGCAUCACACAAAGCUGUCACUCUCUCUUUUGUUUGCACGUUGGGUGUCCUUUCCUCUCGCAGCUAAGUCAUGUAUACAUUACAUUAUCCUCUGCCUCACUGUCGAUUCCUGUAGAUAUUUAACUGUAUGUGACGUAAGUAUCGCCUGUAAUUAUCAUACUUCACCA